CAUACCGAAUGCAGUAAUAGCAGAAUCUCGCGAAUCCGACUGCACAAAUGAAAUAUUUUACACCGAGUUUAAAGUGUACAGCAGACGAACGAUACAUCACGACAACGUCAUAAUGGUACGAAUACGGAUGGUUUUGAUGAUAUCCAUUGCGAUCUUUGCCAUCGACGUGAGUAUUUACAUAUUAUUCGAACAUGGAAUAAAGUGCACGUAAAAAUAUAAGACAUUUUCGAUGUAAAAUGAUAUUUAUAAAAGAAAAAAAAAACUGUUCUCUAUUUGAAUGUACUUUGAUGUGUGCGCGUUUUUAUCAUUUUUCACAUUUGUUGAGAAAACUCCAAAGAAAAUCGAAAAAUUACCUUUCUAAAGUGUCUCUCCAGUGAAAUUUUCUUUUAGAAAAAUUGCUAUCAUCAUAUUUUAGAGCAAAAUUGUUAGCAGAAAAGUUGUCCACUGGAAAAAAGAAGGUCAUAACGUCUUACUAAUAUAUUUCGUACAUGUUCCCGUUUCCUUCCGUUUUUUUAUGGUUUUUCACAUUGGACCAGAAAAAUUCUCGAAAAAAUCGAAAAAUGACAUUCUUUAACUUCCCCACACCGAAUUAUUUUCAGGAAAUAUGCUAAAUCUAAAAAUCGGAGCAAGGUAACCGGGAAAAACGUUGUCUACAGAAAAAAAAUAAAUAUAUUUGUAAAACCAUAUUCUUCUUCGCUCCACUCAGAAUCUAAAAUCGUAAAAAGAACGGAUAAAUUAAAAAAAUAAUUCCUUUACUAUUUUAAAUUUUGUUUUGUUGUUGCAAUUCAGUUAAAAAUAUUCGUAGGGACCCGAAAUUUAUACAAUACCUUUUCUAGAAGUAAUUACAAUUUUAAAAACCAAUUUUAAUUAUUGUAAACAUUAUAAUUUUUUACAUAAUUUUUAUUCGGUAGGUACUCUUUACAUUAAAAUCCUCUCUUUGUCCUACCCUCCCAACUUCUCACCUAUAACAGUGACCCAUCCAUCUUUUGAACUGUGAAGUAUACCCAUCUUUUUUAAUAUAUUAUUAUACAUAUUUUUAUUAUAUUUAAAAUAUAUUUCAUUUUUUUUUCCUUUUGAUUAGCAAAAUAUUUUAUGAUCUUCUAAAUUUAUACAAAAAUAUUUAGGUAACCUCGGAUAUAAUCAAAAUUAGUUAAAUAAUGACAAUACCCACUAUCGUGUACGUUUUCAUUCUGUAUAGACUGCGUACAACACCGUGAACUAGCUGUAGCCGCUGUUGUAGACUAAGAAAUUUAUUAGGUACUAUUGCAGGUUCUUUAUUGCAAAACUAUUAAUCUUAAUUAAUAGUUUUUGUUUAGUUAUAGUCAUAGUUAUAGUUAAAAAGUUAUCUGCUUUUACUAAUGCGAUUUAUACACGCUACGGCAGUUUAGGAAUAGACUAUUUCGCGUUAUUUGUAACAUUAUGUCUACUGCCCCUUAUAUUAAUUCUAAAAUGUGCAAUGUUUUAUACUUAACUACCAAUUCUAGAUGGGUAUACCCACUCCUUAAAUAAGGUGUGGCAGCCGCAACACCUAAUAUAUAAGUUCAGCACCGCUGGAUAGGAGCUAAGUCAUUUCUGUGUUUUAGAGCAUACUGCACGUCGAAGCCGGCAAAGGGACGGAUGAUCGUGUAAAAAAUUUGUCGACACGUGCUUCGGUCCACAAGGACAAAUUAAAAUCACACACAGAUAUGAUACAAUCAAAAUACGGUUCACUGACCAAAGAGGCAGUCGAGGAGCUGACCAACAUUACCAAUUUCGUACUCAACCACAUAAUGGACUCCACGAAAUUCAAACUGUACUUGAAAAACACAUUUGAGACUCUAGAAAAAUACGCAGGUAUUGUGUUUGCGAAUUUGAAUUUAUACUGUAUUUAUAAUAUACAAUGAGUGUUUUUUUUUUUUGAACUCAGCUAUCUUGAAAACAUCAUAUAUGCGUCACAAUAUAAAAUUAAAUAAUUUUCGGUCGGGAGGUACGUGCAAUUUCGAGACAAUGGUGUAAUAUUUGAUACCUGCAGUAUUGUAAACAACAAUAUGUCGAAUACUUUAUACAAAAAUUACAGUAAAGAAGAAGAACAUUAUUUGCAUUUGUAAUUUUACUGGAAUUUAUUUCGUUUCAUUAUAUUUUCCCGGGUUCCCGUUAUGGCUUUCGUGGCGGGUAUAAAACUGAAAGUUCCAAAAUAUUAUCAUCUAUUCGAACAACAGUUCAAUUAUUUUUCUAAAAUGUAAGCGGUUGAAUGUUUCUGAUCAAAACGUGUUUUUCGAUAUAACAAAAUUAUAAAAGAGAAAAAAAGGUAUCUCAUUGCAGUAAGGUAUCUGUAGAUUUCUCAUCGUUUUACUUGGAAUCUAAAAUAAUGGUUAUUUCGACAUUUUAAGCGCUACGUAAUUCCUCGAGGUCCCCCUGUUUAUCCGUAUUUUUUUUUGUCGGCCGUAAAAUAUCGACAACGUAAAUAAUUAACGCGAUAAUACUUUGGGCCGAAGGGUUUAUUUGUAAAGUAUAGCACCUCGGAGUAAAACAAUCAUCAAUAAUAUUAUAAUAUUCGAAAUUUCGAGAUUUAAUAAAUAAUGAUUGCCUUUAUAUAUAUAUAUAUAAAGUCCAAAAUAGAUGGAGUAUUAGUUAAAAUCAAUUUAAGUGUUUACAUUCUUGAUUUCUGUUGAUCUGUUGACGAGAUAUUUCAUUUUUAAGUUUGGAUUGAAAGAGAGUAGUGGAGUGUCAUUUAUGUGGCGGUACAGCGCACGACGUGUUAUUAAUGCAUCUCUACUCUCCUCCAACCUAAAAUUAAAAAUGGAAUAUGUCAACGGCUUGACAAAAAUAACAAAUCACAAUACUUAAAAUUAUUUAAACUAAUACUAAUACUUAUCUAUAUAUGGAAUUUUUUUAUAUAAGUUGCCAUUUGAUAAUUAAAAGUGGUUUUAGCCAAAAAUAAAGGUUACAAAAAAAUAAUAGAAAUAUAAAAUUGUAGAGCCGGCUCUACAAUUAAAUGUUCUAGAAAACACAUUCCAAAAAAAGUUAAUACUUUCCGAGAUAAUGAGUGUACCUUCUUGAAUGAAUUACCCGAUAUUUAAUAAUAUAAUAAAGCAAAAUUUUCAAAUUCAAUACCCCCCCUCCUUGGAAAAAUCCUAUACACGCUACUAGUAGUGUUGUAAAGAAUGGUUUUCAAACGAGUUCAUUAAAUCAUUAAUUUUUCAAUCGAGAAAAAAAAGCGAAUAAUGGCCGUCAUUUUAAAUAAUGCACAUACUAUUAAAUGGCAAGUUCCUAUACAACCGAACAUUUAUAAAUCGCAUCAAAAAAAUUAGGCAGAGCGAUUGGCGUGACAAGCACUGUAACGGCUAGGUACCAUAUAUUUUGUCACCAAAAAUGCUAUUCGCGUAUUCUUAUAAUCAUAUCAUAAUCUCGUUGAGUUGCGACAGAUCCGCUUUGUUUCCCUUCUAAUAAAGUAAUUACAAUGACGAAAAAGUUUUGCAAUUUUUUACGUGUUUUUCGAGUGCUCCGUUGCCGUGCUGUGCGCAUACUAUAAGUUCACAUUUUAUAAUCAGAUAACACUAUAAUAACUCUAUCAAUAUAGAUUUUUUUUUUUACAUUUUUGUUCAUUUGACAAGAUAAAUAAAACCGUUUGUUCAAAUCACAUCUAAUGUAUAAGAUGAGUUCAUAUAUGUAUACAACUAUAUUAUACUGAAAUUUUAAUUGUAAUUCCGUUUUAUUCCGUUAAAAUAUAAUACACGCUAUAGAGAAUGAAAAUAUUGACAAUACAUAAAUUAACCGAAACGGAAUUCCGGUAUUAUGUCUUAACUUUAAAAAAGAGAUAUUAAAACAAGUACUGAUAUGAUCGAAUUUUAUAUAUAAAUUAUUUGUUUGUUGUUUUCAGUCGGGCAAAUAAAUUCGAGAGUGGACAAACUGCGAAGAGCGUAUACAAAAUGGGAACUCAAAAAAUUCCAGAAAACGAAAAGACCAAAAGUUAAACAGUAGUUGAAAAUUUAUUCGAUUUCAGAUGUUUCGGAUAAUUUACAACACUAUUUUUAGGUACAAUAAUAAAUAUUGUCGAUAAUAUGCUUAUAUAUUUUGUUUUGGCGAUCAACAAUCUUAUCCGAUUGUUACUUUUUUUACCAGAAGAAUUCUUUUCGGAUUCGUCUUUGUCUGCUGUACAUCUAAUGACGUCCUUCAUUAUCAGCAACUUUCGGACGUGACUUUUUUUAUUCAAAUAAGAAUAAGAACAAGUAUAAAAGCCGCUGAUAAAGAACGCCAUCAUUGUUGCUGCAACAGAUGAAGAUGAAUCCAAAAAGAAAUGUGACAAAAAUAAUUCUAUUAUCGAAUAAUAUUUGUGAUCGCCAGACCAACAUAUUUACAUAUUAUCGCUCACAUAAAAAUAUCCGAUGUUCAUUCAAUGUUUGAAUUACAUUUUAUUUUAAACAUUUAUA
Cinara cedri is the source of this 4409-nucleotide messenger RNA. The record is from the annotation of a GenBank genome assembly. Lineage: Eukaryota; Metazoa; Arthropoda; Insecta; Hemiptera; Aphididae.